CAAAAAAUGUAUUUCAUCAGACAAGAAAACCUUCUCUAUGUUUGAUUAAGAAGGAAGUACUUACUUAUUUCUACAUUUAAAAAUUCCAACUGAGUUCUAAAUGAUCCUUAUGGAAGUCUCAUCAAUCUGUCGUUCAAGUGAAUGUCUACAUUUCACAUUUGAAUAUAAAGUUUUCAUUUCGAUACCGUCAACAAUGCAGAAAAAUAUGUAUGUCUUGGUUUUUUUCCUGUUUACAAGUGUGUACUCAACGAACGUGGAAAAGUAUACGUCAAAGUUCAAUAGUGUGGACUUAAAUGUUGCUGUGAGAAAUGAGAGACUGGUUAAUGCCCAUUUUAAUUGCUUAAUGAAGGGCUUAAAAUGCACACCUGAUGGAGAAUUACUUAGAAGAAUAAUUCCAGAAGUCAUCGUAGAUGGCUGUGCACAUUGCACAAAGGAUCAUUUGGAAGGAGCUAGGAAGAUAGUGAGUUAUCUCACCAGAGAAAGACCUGAACUGAUGAGAGCCCUCCUCAAGAAAUUCGAUCCAGAUAUGAAAUUUAGGAUAAAAUGGGCAGCUUUCCUCAAAGAACAGGGUUUCACAACCUACGACUUCAGAUAGCUGAAUAAUUUUGAAAAUAUUUCAAAAAAGUUUGAAGUUGAAUCCAGUAAAAAGAUACUUCAUUAGUUUCUGGAAGGAAGAAAUCAAUGUUUUCUUGAAACUACAUGAAGUUAUUAUAUUGGCUGAAAGUUGAGAAAUUAUUUAUAUUUUAUUUAUUUCAUUUCCAUGAAAUCUUACUAUAU
This is a messenger RNA of Coccinella septempunctata (seven-spotted ladybird), 777 nucleotides long. Its product is annotated as allergen Tha p 1-like. Lineage: Eukaryota; Metazoa; Arthropoda; Insecta; Coleoptera; Coccinellidae. The record is from RefSeq and is a predicted model, not a curated record. The coding region runs from base 101 to 595 and encodes 164 amino acids. The transcript has 2 exons.